This is a messenger RNA of Chenopodium quinoa (quinoa), 1503 nucleotides long. RefSeq lists its product as uncharacterized. The coding region runs from base 1 to 1503 and encodes 500 amino acids. Lineage: Eukaryota; Viridiplantae; Streptophyta; Magnoliopsida; Caryophyllales; Amaranthaceae. The record is from RefSeq and is a predicted model, not a curated record. The transcript has a single exon.
AUGACUUGGCAUGCUGAUGGGCGUGAAAAUGAUCAUCUCUUACAUCAUCUUGUUGAUGGUCAAGCUUGGAAGGAAUUUGAUUCUUUAUACCCAAAGUUUGUUGAUGACCCACACAAUGUGAGGCUUGGGUUAGCCACAGAUGGAUUUAGCCCAUUCAAUUCAAUGAGCAUUGUCCAUAGUACAUGGCCAGUUAUGUUGAUUAAUUAUAACUUGCCUCCUUGGAUGAUUAUGAAGCCUAAGUUUUUGAUGCUAGCCUUACUAAUUCCCGGCCCGUUUUCCUCUGGCAAUGACAUUGACAUAUAUUUGCAUCCACUUAUUAAGGACUUGAAGGAUUUGUGGGAGUUUGGGUUGGAAACUUAUGAUGCUUCGACUAAUCAAAGGUUUGACAUGCAUGUAGCAUUGAUGACUACCGUGAGUGAUUUUCCGGGUUAUGCAAUGUUAUCUGGGUGGAGCACAAAAGGAUACUUGGCAUGCCCUGAAUGUCAUUAUGAAACAGAUUCCGAGUGGUUGCCUUGUAGUGGUAAGACUGUGUAUAGGGAAAAUCGUAGAUUUUUGGAUCCAUCUCACCCUUGGCGUCAUGAUAAGAGGAAUUUUGACGAAAAACUUGAGGAAAGAUGUCAACCUAUUCCAUUGAAUGGAAUUGAUAUUGAGAAUAUGUUGCGUGAUUUUCCAAAUGCAUUUGGAAAGAAGCAAAAGAAACCAAGGCGUGAUGUGGAUGAUCCGAAUCCGUGGAGAAAGAUACCCAUAUUUUUUGAGUUACCAUAUUGGAAGCAUUGCUCUAAUCGCCAUAAUCUUGAUGUAAUGCAUAUUGAGAAAAAUUUCUUUGAUAACAUCAUUGGGACAUUAUUAGACAUUUCUCCGAAGACCAAGGAUAAUGUGAGUGCUCGUCGAGAUUUGGUAGAACUUAAUUUGAUGCCAAAGCUUCAACCAAUUGAAUUGGAAGGUGGUAGUGAAGAAUUUCCAAGAUCUCGCUUUUGGAUGUCAUUGGAGCAAAAGCGUAAGUUCUGCCAGGUUAUAAAAAAUGCUAAGCUUCCUCAAGGUUAUGCUUCCAACCUUAGUCGUUGUGUGCAAGUUGGAGAAAGGAAAAUAGCAGACUACAAAAGUCAUGAUGCUCAUUUUAUGAUGAAUUAUCUUCUUCCAAUUGUUGUGAAGACAACAUUACCCAAAGAUGUUGCUAGUCCUUUGAUAAGACUUUCUGCUUUUUUCAAAGGUAUAUGGAGUAAAACUAUUGAUCCUCGAGAUCUUGACGACAAAUUGCAAUCUGAGAUAGUUGAAACUCUAUGCCUACUUGAGAGGAUUUUUCCACCGGCUUUUUUUUAUAUAAUGGAACAUUUACCCAUACACUUGGUUGACCAAAUUAAGUUGGGUGGACCUGUGAGUUCAAGGUGUAUGUAUGGAAUUGAGAGGAAUCUUCAUGAAAUUAAACAAGAUGUUCGAAACAAGGCUCGUCAGAAGGCUCAAUGGCAGAAGGAAACCAAGCUAAAGAAUGUGUUGCUUUCAUAG